This is a messenger RNA of Vespula pensylvanica (western yellowjacket), 2021 nucleotides long. RefSeq names its product anamorsin homolog (gene CIAPIN1). The transcript has 5 exons. NCBI's taxonomy places the organism in Eukaryota, Metazoa, Arthropoda, Insecta, Hymenoptera, Vespidae. The coding region runs from base 160 to 1008 and encodes 282 amino acids. The record is from RefSeq and is a predicted model, not a curated record. Gene Ontology annotation, biological process: iron-sulfur cluster assembly. Gene Ontology annotation, cellular component: cytoplasm. Gene Ontology annotation, molecular function: iron-sulfur cluster binding.
AUUUACGUCACAUUCUGCGUUCUCUCAUCUGUCUUCGAUUCGUUCGAAAUAAGUUGUCGUGAUUUUUCUACGCUGUCUUUCGUUAUAAUAACGUUAUUAAUUUUCUUUCUUAUUCAUUAAUUUAUCUUUCUUAUCGCAUAAAAAUCAUAAGUCUUAACGAUGACUAACAUUGUUAAAAGAAACGAUGAAGUUCUCGUAUUGUUAGGCGAAGAGGUUACUUCCGAUGGAUUAUCUGAUUUUAUUGCAAAGAUUAAAACUCUUGUCGGAAAGGUUGAUCAAGUGUCAAUUAUCAACUUAAAGGAAUUAAAAAAGUGUAACUAUAACAGAUCUUCUAUCGAUGUGAUUUUAUUCGUUCUUAAACAAUCGUCUUUAAAUGAUAAUGAAGUACUCGUAGAAUUGUUAAAAUUAUUAAAACAAAGUGGUAAACUAGUAAUCUAUGAGUCUCUUUUAUUAGAGAAAAAAUCAGAGAACAGCGUUACUUUUAAGGAAAGAUUAUCUAGAUUAAAGCUCGCUGGUUUUCUUAUAAAUGAUACAAAUCCAAGAAAAGUAAACAAAGAAACUGAAGAACUUUUAUCCAAGAUAUUUGAAAAUGUUGCCGACACGUGUGAGAUAAUAGCACAGAAACCAUCUUUUGAGAUUGGAUCUAGUGUGGCUUUAAAUUUAAAACAAAAACAAAGUAAUAUAUGGAAAUUAGAUAAUGCCGUUGAAGAUGACUUGAUAGAUGAGGAUGAACUUUUAGAUGAAGAUGAUAUUGUCAAACCUGAUAUCACCAGUUUAAAAGUAUGUGGUACAACGGGUAAAAGAAAAGCAUGUAAAGAUUGUACAUGUGGAUUAGCGGAAGAGUUAAAUGGUAAACCAGAAGAACAAGGAAUUCAAAAAUCAUCGUGCGGAAAUUGUUAUCUAGGUGAUGCUUUUCGUUGCGCAAGUUGUCCUUAUCUUGGUAUGCCAGCAUUUAAACCUGGAGAGAAAAUUGUUUUACCUGAAAGUCAGCUAAUUGCUGAUGCAUAAUAUAAUUUAUUCUAUGAUAUUUUUUAAUUGCUAUAGAAGUAAUAAAUUUAUCUGUGUGUUAAAUAUUUCAAGUCAUUGGUAUAGUAUACUUGAUUGGUGGUUAUAGUAUACUUAAACAUUAGUUUCUCUUUCUAGUUCAUAUUUAAUAAGAAAAUCUAUAAAAAUAAAUGAAAAUUAUUUUCUGUGGAAAAGGAGAAAUAUAAAUAAAAAAUAAUCAACGAUCCUUAAGAGAUAGCAUAUUUUAUUCCACUUCUUCUGUAUACAAUAGUAAUUUGCAUAAUAACCAUUAUGUAAGCACGUUCAAUAUGCAAAAUGUUUAAUGUAUAAGGCAUACCAUUUUUCAUGAAACAGCCAUUUUUAUCACUGAAUGUAUUCCCAUUUUGUAUGCUAACUUAUGUUGACUUUAACUUAAGUACCAUUUAAAUAUAUUUUAAAUAUUUUGUGACCCAGCAUAAGUUUUUCUUUUUUACGAUAGGAAAAAAAAAAAAAGAAGUUUACCCCCCUUUUUCAGCAAUUGUAAUUAGAUACCCUACUUGUAGAUGAUAUUUAAUAUAAUACACAAACAUAUUGCAUAUAAUGUACCGACAUGGUUUUCUUUACUUAAGGAACAUAUCCCUUUCACCAUAAAUCCACUAUCCUUUCUCUGAGGAUGAGUGUGUGGGAGAGGGCUAUUUUCCGCAUACUAUACUUAAUUGCACCUUACAUUUCUAUAAAUGAUUGUUUUUCUAUAAUAGUGCACGUUGUUAGCAUAAAAUUACACUAUAAGCAUAAAAGCAAAGAUCAUAGGUUUAUUAGUGUAGUACCUAUCGUAUACAGGAACAGAAAUAAAAUCGUCAUGUAUCGUAAUUUGUUUGUUUUCAUGACGACAGGAACAUUAUUCCGUGUUUUAAAGGGUAACGUAAACGCUAUUAAGUCAUAACUACGUAUAUUAUAUUAUUCAUUGGUUUGUACCGAGUAAAAAUCGUCAAAAAAAGCUAACGAAAUAAAGACAUUAAUAUUUCAUUUCAUUGAAA